Molecule: messenger RNA, 2877 nt
Organism: Sphaerodactylus townsendi
Lineage: Eukaryota; Metazoa; Chordata; Lepidosauria; Squamata; Sphaerodactylidae
Gene: CAV2
Product: caveolin 2
Exons: 3
Coding region: 244-732 (162 amino acids)
Biological process (GO): positive regulation of MAPK cascade; negative regulation of endothelial cell proliferation; caveola assembly
Cellular component (GO): cytoplasmic vesicle; Golgi apparatus; caveola
Molecular function (GO): protein kinase binding; molecular adaptor activity
Source: RefSeq, a predicted model, not a curated record
GGAGCAUGCGCCGCCGCCCAAGCGGGCCCGGCGGCCUCUGCUUGGCAGUCGCAGCUCCGUUGCCCAGCCGGGCGAGUUUGCAGCCGCCGCGUCGCUUGGUUAGGGCUCUGCUAGGGCGGGGUCUACCGGGGCCCUGCCUGCUCCAGCCGAGCGCACCCUCGCGCCGUGUGAUCCAGCGCCCCCGGGGCAGCGGGAGGUCCCCAGCUACGGCUCAGGGAGAGCGGGGAGAGCCCGGCAGAGACCAUGGGGCUGGAGAAGGAGAAAGCGGACACCAAGAUCUUCAUCGACGACGAGAGCUUCAACCGAAGCAGCAGCCCCGCUCUGUCCGACACGGAGAAGAGCUUGGAGAAAGUCCCGGACAGAGAUCCACACGGGCUCAACAGCCAUCUGAAGCUAGGAUUUGAGGACGUGAUUGCAGAGCCUGCCUCCACACACUCCUUUGACAGAGUUUGGAUCUGCAGCCAUGCACUGUUUGAGCUCAGCAGAUACCUGAUCUACAAGCUCCUGACUCUUUUCUUGGCCAUCCCCCUAGCCCUAGUUGCAGGAAUUCUCUUUGCGGUGCUCAGCUGCCUGCAUAUCUGGAUUGUGGUGCCUUUCAUAAAGUCCUGCUUCGUGGUCUUGCCCUCAGUGCAGGCUGUAUGGAAGAGUGUGAUGGAAAUUCUUGUUGCACCACUAUUUCACAGCAUAGGAAAGUGUUGUGCAACAAUCAGCAUACGUCUUGACCAAGAGUGAACAUCUGGGAUUCAAUAACACACUCAUCUUCAGUGUUGUUAUACCUCCUCGCAGACAACAUGGGUGCACUUAACCAUUCAUUCCAAAACUACUAGCGCUUAAAUGGCUGGCUUUUUUUUUCUAGUGGGCUGCUCAUUUUCUGGAAAUGAAUCUUGCUGGGGAAGGGAGGAAGAGGUGGAUUAUUUGUCAAUUUUAUUGCUAACUGAAGAAUACUGGGAUAUAUUGGCAACAUUUUAUUUUAAUGGUACUUGUCUGGUCCCCAUCAAUGUUAUAGGGGGGCUCAUAUAUCUAUGAUAUUAUGGUCUAUGACCAUGACCAUACUUCGCCUGUAUUUUCCUGCUCUUAAUACUAAUUGCAGGCCAUCACCCAGCAUUGCAAUAACUAAAUCCCUUGAUAUUGUCUUUCCAGGGUUGAACAUGGCCCAUUUUUUCAGUGUUACACUCCGUAACUGAACCUUAGAAUUACAAAUGCCUCCAGAGUAUAUAUCAUUAUGCCUUGAAUACUUUCUCUUUCUGAAUCCUGACAUUCAAUUAGCUCCCUAACCAGCUAGUUCCUGUACAACCUAACAGCUGCUUGUAUAACCCAUCAGCAUCCCUGUGCUCCCAACAAUUCUUCUUUCCCAAAUCCAGUUGAAAAAUUCCCAGUCAGGGCCCAGUUGGGACCACAGGCAGCUGCAUCUUGGAAACAAGCGUGGAAUAAGUAUCCUCAAAGCUGGGACCUUGCUAUCAUUUUGGGUUUUCAGCUGGACUAUGGAGAGCAACAAGCACAAGCUAAUUCCCUGUUAACCAGGCAGAGGCAGUGUGUCAGGCUGCUAAUGUUUACACCAAGCCUGGCCCUUCCAGAAGCCCACUAGGGUCACUGUGGCGCAUCCCUCUUCCUUUCAGUGCUUGAAAGGGGUCUGGGACCUAUACACAUUCCCUGAGCUGGGUUCCAAUAGAUUCCCAGUUCAAACAUUAGAAUUCCUGAUGCCAGCAUGAAGCUUUUCCUUUUAUUCCAGUAAAUUAGAAAGCCUUGCUGAGCACCUCUCCAUUUGUAUCAGACUGGUAAGCCAGAUUCUGAAUUAGGCUGGCAAAGCAUCAUUCUUAAGGUGCUUUGCUGAAGAAUGCCCCCACCCCCCACCCCACCCCUCCUUGCCUCAUGAGUCUGGGUGUACUUAUGAGAAGCAUUUUCUUGAUUACUGUAUAGCUCUAAACAGGUUCUAUAAGAUUUCACUGUAGGAAAUCCAAAGAAAUAUGCAUACAAGUUUACACCAAAUUAUGGAGAAAAAGAAUCAAAUGCCUCUGGGUCCUGUUUACUAUGCAAAUUCCUAUUGCUAAAUUGCUAAAAAGCAAAACAGGUUUCUCCAAGAUGUGCUUUUUCUAAAAAAAAAGAUGCUAAUGAAACUGUUGGUUUGGGGUAAUGUUUUUGCUUUAUUUAAUGAAAUGUUUGAUUUUGCUGUAUAUAUUGUGUGUAUGUAUAUGAUACUAUAAUGAGUUUCACUGAUGCUUUAUUUUUACAUGCCUUGUAUUCUUGCCAAGCUUAAGAUAUUUGCUGCAAACAGUCUCUGCUCUGAUUAAUUUCUCUCUUGCACAGAAGAACUGUCUCAUGCGUGUUUUAGGCUUAUACACAAAGGAAACAGGGCAGGGCUACUUCUUUGUAUUCUGCACCCAGAACCUGAUAUAAAGUCCCAUUCUACUGAGAGCAAUGGAGAAUCCCAGAUAGAUACAGAAGAAAGAUGCCUCCAGGUAUGCAUAAUCUGGCUCAAAUGGGCUCUCCCUCUUGUUCCUGGCAAUGUCUCUCUAUUUCCACAACUGGAUGUGUGAUUUUCCUUGUGCAUCUUCUGUGCACAAAGGUAUUGGCAAGCAGCACAGUGGAGUUCAUGAACAUCUCUGCAGUGGUGUCAAUCAGUUUUUACUUGAGUGAAGUUGUCUAGAUAAUCAAAAAAUGUGCUGAAUUGUAAUGCAAUUCAAAAUGUACCAAAUACAGAAUUCCAUCUUUACUAUCCAAGUACCAGAAGUCAAACUAUGCAAAAGAUUUUGAAAGAUGCAUUUUUUAAAAAAAUGUUUUUAUUAAAACUGAUCUAUAGUAUAUUCAAGAUUUUGUGCCUUUGUACCUAUGGACAACACUUUAAUAACUUACAUAUUAAAUGUUUUAUUGACACUUUAA